UAGAUGAAGAAAGUCUCUUCCACUCAAACCCUAAAAAUAUAAUAGAACAAAAAGAGAUGAUGAGAACGAGAGAAUAAAAGAGAGAAAAAAUAAGCAAAAGCUCUUCUCUAUCUUUCCUUCAUCUUCCCCUUUAAUUCUCUUUUUUCUCUUGCUUUCUUGGCUCUGGUAUUCACUUAGUGUGAUUCUCCACCAUAUUUUCUUUCCUAAAGACCCAUCAACUUUUAUAAAAGAAAAAAAGAUUGAAAAAAAAAAUAAAAACCAUGGUUUUCUCUUCAGUUCCAGUCUAUUUAGAUCCUCCCAACUGGCAGCAGCAAGCAAAUCAACCAGGAGGAGCUAGAAAUGAAAGCCCCCAGCUUCCACCUCUUCCUCCACCUCCUCAUGUCGGCGGCGGUGGAACUGGAUCGAUUAGACCUGGUUCGAUGGCUGAUCGAGCACGAUUAGCUAAGAUACCACAGCCAGAGACAGCCCUAAAGUGCCCAAGGUGUGAAUCCACCAAUACCAAGUUUUGCUAUUUUAAUAAUUAUAGCCUUACUCAGCCCCGCCACUUCUGCAAAACAUGUCGGCGAUACUGGACAAGAGGCGGUGCCCUAAGAAAUGUUCCCGUUGGAGGAGGAUGCAGGAGAAACAAGAAAAGCAAAAGCCAAAGUAGCUCAAAGUCUCCAGUUUCCAGUGAAAGGAAAAUGGAUCCAAAUUCAAGCUCAACAAAUGCAAUCCCCUCAGAUAAUAUUGGUCAUUUGUCUCCACAACAAAAUCAAUUACCUUUUAUGAGCUCUUUGCAUAAUCUUACUCAAUUUGGUAUUGGAAAUCUUGGGUUAAACUUCGGAGGAAUUCAGGAACAAAUGGGAGCCGCUAGUGGUGCUAGCGGACAGACUGAUAUGGGCUUUCAGAUGGGAAGCAAUUCGGGAAUGAGUCCUGCGAUUUUAUCAACUGGAGUGCAACAAUUCCCUUUCUUUGAGCCUCCACCUACUGGAUUGUACCCAUUUCAAAAUGAAGGUGUUGAAGCUUCGUCUUCCAUGUUAGGAGAUAGCCAGCUCCGAUCAAUGAAUUCUCGCUCUAGGGUUUCUCAGUUGGCUCCAGUGAAGAUGGAAGAUAACCAAGGGUUGAAUUUAUCGAAACCAUUUCUGGGUAUUUCAGAGAGUAAUCAAUUCUGGAGUGGAAAUACUUGGACAGAUUUAUCAGGUCUCAACUCUUCUUCCUCUAGCCAUCUCUUUUAGCAUUGAUCUAUCUAUGCUGAUUAAAAGAAGAAAACAAAUUUAUCACGUAUGAGAGGCUUGAUCCUUCACUGCUGUGUAGCACUAGUUAAUAACGAUAAUUGACACAAAAUUAAGUUGCAUGCAAGUUUCCAACUCUUCAAAAAUGGCGACAUCGCAUGAGGUCAAUGAGGAACCUCCACCUCUUGAAUAUGAUCCAUGGAGAUCGAAGCAAGAAAUGGUAGAAUGUCUAUUUCAAAUUUAUUAUUACUAUUUUUCGUUUGUUUGAGUUGUGUUUUUGGUCUGUAUGUUAUGGUUUGUUUCAGAAAGUGCGUCUGUGUCUGUAAGGAAGAAAGAGAGAGGUGUCAAUGGUGUUUGUUAUAUCUGACAUAAUGAGCUAGUAUCAACAUAUAACUUGUAUUUGUCUU
Manihot esculenta (cassava) is the source of this 1618-nucleotide messenger RNA. RefSeq names its product dof zinc finger protein DOF2.2. Gene Ontology annotation, biological process: regulation of DNA-templated transcription. Lineage: Eukaryota; Viridiplantae; Streptophyta; Magnoliopsida; Malpighiales; Euphorbiaceae. Gene Ontology annotation, molecular function: DNA-binding transcription factor activity; DNA binding. The record is from RefSeq and is a predicted model, not a curated record. The coding region runs from base 261 to 1214 and encodes 317 amino acids. The transcript is spliced from 2 exons.